Molecule: messenger RNA, 4862 nt
Organism: Oncorhynchus tshawytscha (Chinook salmon)
Lineage: Eukaryota; Metazoa; Chordata; Actinopteri; Salmoniformes; Salmonidae
Product: calpain-1 catalytic subunit-like
Exons: 24
Coding region: 249-2366 (705 amino acids)
Biological process (GO): proteolysis; negative regulation of apoptotic process
Cellular component (GO): cytoplasm
Molecular function (GO): calcium ion binding; calcium-dependent cysteine-type endopeptidase activity
Source: RefSeq, a predicted model, not a curated record
UGAAUGUGGCUAAUAUUAUGUUGAUUCGAUCACAAUUGACGUUGAUAGCGUUAAAUUAAUGGGAGCGUUCCAAACUUCCCGGAGGCUCUUGCAUACCUUGCUGGAAUGGUUCGACUAAGGGAGGCGCCCGUAUAUGUCUCCAUACGGGUGAAUGAGUGUGUGUGUAUUUAAGAACUGGAAUUGUUGUACAAGUCCCCCCAAAAUAAGCGUAGACAUUUGCUAUUUUGAUCUCAACUUUACCAUUGAAAAUGGAGACUCGGAGGUUCGCAAAUGGUUCCAUUGCCAACCCUGUUCAAUUUCGGGACCAGCACUAUGUAGCCCUCCUAGAUGCGUGCGUUAAAUCCGGUUCACUGUUCUCUGACCCAACCUUCACCCCGGACCAGAGCUCCAUCGGUAUGCCUACCGACCCAGACCCCAAAAAGGAGGUCAAGUGGCUGCGACCCAAGGAGAUCAGUGCCAAUGCUGUGUUUGUGGAGGACACGACGUGUACCACCGAUAUCUGCCAGGGCCAGCUGGGUGACUGUUGGCUUCUGGCUGCCCUGUCCUGCCUUACCAUGCACCCCAAUCUCUUUGUCAAAGUGGUACCACCUAAUCAGAGCCUGACAGAAUCCUAUGCUGGCAUCUUCCACUUCAUGUUCUGGCAGUAUGGUGAGUGGGUGGAGGUGGUAGUAGAUGACAGGCUACCUGUACGCGAGGGCCGCCUGCUCUUCAGCUACUCCUGUACCCGCAACGAGUACUGGAGCGCCCUGGUGGAGAAAGCCUAUGCCAAGCUGAUCGGGUCAUAUGGGAGUCUGAAGGGGGGUAAUAUCUCAGAGGCGAUGGAGGAUUUUACAGGGGGCAUAGCCUACUCCCUCCCUGUCUCCUCCCGCGCCCCCAGGGUCAUGUGGAAAGCCCUCUCUGCUGCCCUGUCCCGUGGCAGCCUGCUCAGCUGCUUCAUACAGGCUAGUAACUAUCGUGAGAUAGGCACAGUGACUGCAGAGGGACUGGUGAAGGGCCAUGCCUACGCCAUCACAGACACUGACACGGUGAAGAAGCUGGCUGGUGAGGCCUUGUUGCUGAGGCUGAGGAAUCCCUGGGGCUUUGUGGAGUACUCUGGACCCUGGAGUGACACGAGUAAAGACUGGGAUGAUGUGGAUGCUGCUGAGAAGAAAAGGAUUGAUCUGAAAAACAGUGAGGACGGAGAGUUCUGGAUCAGUGUGGAGGACUUCAACAAGCUGUUUGACACAGUGGAGCUGUGUAGUGUGGACCCUGACCCCAUAGUGGAAGAGGACACAUCCACUGACCCCGACUCCCCUGCUGACCCCCCCUCUGCCUGGACCCUCAGCUCCCACAAAGGCUCCUGGGUAUCGGGCUCCACUGCAGGGGGGAGCUGUAGUUACCCUCGAUCCUUCUGGAAGAAUCCCCAGUUCCAGCUUGUCCUUGCCGAGCAUGAUGAUGAUAUAGAGAUGACCCCGGGGGAGAAGAAGGUGGCAGAGAAACAGAAGGAGAAGGCAAAGCAGUGCACCGUGCUGGUGGAACUGCUGCAGAAAGACCGGAGAAAGAAGGAGAAAGUCAACUUCCUCCACAUCGCCUUCCACAUCUACAGGGUUCCUCCAAAGCGCCGGGGCCUGUGUCUGGACCAGAGCUUCUUCUCUUUCAAGCAGCCUGUGGGGAGUUCUGGGGUGUACCAGCCUUUCAGGGCUGUGUGGAGGGAGGUGAGGCUGGACCCGGGAAACUACGUGAUCCUGGCCUCCACCUACAGUCCCAACCAGCCCGCGGAAUUCUUCCUCCGCGUCUACUCCAAGACUGGCAACAAUCUGGGGACCCAAGACUUCACCUGCUCCACUGGCUUCCUCAUGGUCAUGUCAAUGCCACCAGUCUUGCCAGAGGAUCGCAAGAGAGUACAGAAGACCUUUGAUGAGGUGGCGGGGCCGGAUGACAAGCUGAAUGCUAAGGAGUUCAUGAAGCUGGUUAACUCAGUUCUGGAGAAAGACUACCAGCUGCCACUGGAGACAUGCAGACAGCUCAUCUUUGGAGAGGAAACUGGGGGGCGUAGCAGUCUGACCCGAGAGCAGACAGAGCCUGUGCUGACCUCUCUUCGCAGUCUGCAGUCCAUCUUCUUCAAGUUUGAUCAGGACUCUUCAGGGACUAUGAGCCCCUUUGAGCUUAGUCUGGCCCUCCAGGCUGCUGGUGUGCAGUGUGAUGGCCAGGUCAUACAGCUGCUGUGGGAGAGGUUUGGCUCUGGGGAGCUGCACCUGCCUUUCCAUGGCUUUGUGGCCUGUGUCACCAGGCUGCGCAAGCUAUUCGCCCUGUAUAAAUCAGAGAGCAACCCUGAGGUCAAAGACGGAGGAAUCAAUACUUGGCUGCUCCGACUCCUGACCGUGUGAGCAUGCUCUGUAAAGGGGGUUCCUGCGUGGGCACUGCAGGGGCAUUCUAUCUGACCAGGAACAUAUGAUAACAUCAUGCCUCUGCCGGCGCCCUCGUCCACACACACACAGGCGCACAAGUACACCACACACACAAACGGCCCCUGGCCUUUGUCACCAUAAGAUACCCCGCAUAUCAGUUAAGUACUUUCAGCAAUUGAGUCAAGUAUUUUCAGUUCUACAGCCAAGUAUUUCUUUAACCUUUCAUUAUUUGAGUUUUAAAUAGUGAAAAUGUAGUUGAAGCUCUGUAGUUGAAAUGUAUCCAAAAAUAAAAAAUGUUGUAAAAAUGAAUCCGCUUUGAUGAAUGUAAAAUUAUUUCUCUGUUUAUAAAUACAGCCCAGCCUCACAUACACGGUGAGUACGGCCUGCCCUGGUGAGGGAGUGAAGGUGAUGUCUCAACCGCGCAGCACACACGUCUCUAUACUUAUCAUACUGACGCCUCGUACAGCAUCUACACACACUUGCCGCCUCCUCCACUACUUCCCUCGCUCCCUCCCUCCUUCGCUCCCUUCCUCCUUUGCGCCCUCCCUCGCGCUCUCUCUAGUAACUGUCUCACAAUCUGCCUCCUUCUCCCACUGUUACCCUGUGUGCUCUCAAAGUCACAAAAACACACACAAGCAUGUAUGCUCUUGUCCUUUCUCCUGAGGCUCCUAUAAAUAGAAGCUUUGCUCAGACACAGCUUCCUGGUCAUCUUUAGGUGACUACACACAGGUUGCCCAUGGCAACAGUCCAUCUACCUCAGGACAGAAAGUGGGCAUAGUAGACAGAUGUGUAUGUGACUCUCUCUCUCUGAAUAGCCCUUAUGCACAUUCCAUGACUGAACGUUCUAAGCACAGUUCCUACCUGGUGUGGCAUACUAUAGAACAGAAGUCAGUCUAGUUGUUAUCGACGAUAUAACAUUACUACCACUAUAUCUCAGUUUGUUACUAUGUGUCUUCAGGACUUGCCUCAAAUGAAUAUUAAUGGUGUACAUCGAAUUGUUAAAUCAGCCUCGGAGACUCCAGCUAGCAAGAACUGAAAGGGGUUCAAGAUGUAUAUAGGAAGCUACAUAGACAACUAUGAAGAUGGAGUUAAAGCACUCCGUACCAGUGAUAGGUCCAAAGCCGCUGCUGUGUUGCAGGAAGUGCUAUGUGCAAUCAGCUGGUGGCCCUUCUUUACCAGACAGCGCACUACUCUCAACUAAACAUUCCUGCUGCACCACCAGUUCACAGCUGCACAGACACAGAACAGCAUUGGCACAAGCCAAGAACACUUAAGCUCUCUCUACAAAGCACUCAACGGAUACAGGCCUGACAUGGACCUUCUCCACGUGCCAACUUUUCUCCACUUACUGCCCCUCUUGUGACAACAAUGGAAAUGUCCGCUGACGUGCCCUUGGUUGAGUCUGCCUUUGGGCCAGUGCAAGCUGGCAGUGUGCUGUCCUAUCAACUUCCACAGCUAAAGACCUGUGAAAUUGUGAAGAUUGCCGAUGUCCCUUCUCCACCAAUACUUCCAUUAGAUGGCUACAGGCUUCAGUCUUCCCAGUGUGCUUACGUCCUUAGCCAUCAGGAGCAGUUCCACCUCAAGGCCUUAGAGACAACCUACGAGAUGUCACACAAAGUCGAGGUUGCUACAAGGGAGCAGAGAAGCAACCCAGAAUGGCAUCAGCUCAGGAAAAUGAGAAUAACAUCCUCUCGUUUGAGAGGUUUGCCAUGUCCGGGGAGAGACCUCAGCUGACCACCUAGCUGAGCGGAUGUUCAAGGGAUCAUGGAGAUGAAGAGGGGGCUCUGGUCCAUGGAGCCAGUGGCUGUACAGGAGUACUGCACACUGAAGAAUGUUAACUUCUUUCCAUGUGGCUUCAUAGUGCACCCAGAUGCUCCGUGGUUAGGAUCCUCUCCAGAUGGAAUCAUCUUUGAUCCCAGUGUGAGACCACACUUUGGGCUCUUAGAGGUCAAGUGCCCAAAUGUACCAAGUUAUGUUGACUGCCCUUACCUGAAGAUACAGAAUGGGGAGCUGAAGUUGAAGAGAUCUCAUGCUUACUACUGGCAGGUGCAAGGUCAAAUCCUUCUCACAGAUUGUAGUUGGUGUGACUUUUGUAAUCUGUGCACAGGAGGACAUCCUAGUUGAAAGGAUAUAUAAAGAUCUACAGGUUUCAAAACCUAUAAGAGGGAAGGUUGACAACUUAUUUUAACCACUACCUGCAGAAGUGUCUUAUCUCGCACCUGAAUGGAUUCCCUGCAUGGGUGCCAAGUUUAGUGGUAUCAUGAAAAAAUAAGUAUUGAUGUUCUUGUGAAGAAAACUACAGUAUAAUAGAUGUUAAAAAAAAUAUGUAUUUCAGCAAAUGUUCAACAGUUCAGUUAAUCAAUUACACAUCUCUUAACAUUGUAUUCAAUCUUGCAUUCUGGCUAUUCUGUGUUUACUUGAUUUCUUUCCCCCACCCUUUAACUCAUUGCCUAAUUAAAGCCAAUACAAGCUCUA